GCAACGUCGCAUCUCGAAAUGUAGUUCGUAUGAAAAUUGUUCUGAGAAAUAAAUUAAAAAAUUGCAGUUAAUACUCCUAGAAAAAUAUUUUAAGUGAUUUUUCCAAUUUCACCAGUGCAUCUAUCAUCACAGUAAGUGUUUGCACCAACUUUUUAAGUGUAUUAUAGAAGAAAUAAGCCUAUGUUUUGAUUUUUUUUUUAUUAAUACAAUAUUUCUUAUCUCAAUUAUUGGAAUAUUUUAAUAUACAAAGUUUGUACCUUGUUGCCAAGUCAAAAAUAAUCUUGGAAAUUAAAGGAAUAUUAAAUUAAUUAAAUUAAUAUUAAAUAAAUAUUAUGAGUCUAACAGAAAAACAAUCCUGCAAAAAUGUUUCCGAUAAUAUGACAAUAAAUGAAUUAUAUAAUCGCCUAGUUGAAAACAAUACUAAACAAACUGCAGAUAUUACGGGAAAAAUAGAUCAUAGCAUUGAACAACUGACAAAUAAGUUAGAAGCAGCACAUAAAAAAUUGAAAUACUAGAAAAUAGCUGUGUCAAUCUGGAAAGAAAACUUCGAAGAAAUAAUAUCGCAAUUUUUGGCCUUGUAAUAAAAAAUCCUAUCCUCGAAAACAUUUUGCAAACUUUGAAUAACCUACUGGGAAUAAAUUUAAAUAAAAAUGAUAUCAACUUUAUAAGGGUUCCAAAAGAAGAACAUGAGAAGCUACCAAUUAUCAUCGAAUUUAUUUCCUUGUAUAAAAAACAAACAAUCUUCCAAAACGUUCAAAAGCUAAAAAACUCUAAAAUAUCUAUUGCCAAUGAUAUGUGCUAUCAAGAUAGAAUCGACUAUAAAGUUCUUAAAAGACAUCUAAAUAUUGCCAAAGAUCAAAAUCUACCUGCUAAGAUAAAGGGUAGAACUAUUGAGAUAAAUGGAAAUAUUUACACACCCAACGAUCUUCGUAAAAUAGAAGGACAGUGUGAAACUAAUGAUGGCAUCAGAUCUGAUUCCGAUUCCAACCGAGAAAGUGACGCAGAGGAGUUGGUAGAAGAAAAACCCAAAUCCAAAGGACAAGAGAAAAGAAAAAGCAUUAUCUACAGCCCACCAGAAGAAAACCACAGAAUUGCAGCGCAAAUACAUUUUUACGUGAUGGAAAACAGAGGAAAUCCAAAACAUAAAGGAAGUUCGAAUAUACUAUGGAACUUUCUAAAAAAACCAAGGCUAGCUGAAGAUAGUGAUAUAGUUUCAUCGACAGUAUCGACAUCUCUGCAAUGCACCGCAUCAGCCUUGACAGAAAACAAAUUAGAUAAUGAUGAACAUGUUUCAUUGCUGCCUCUACAAAAAACAUCGGAAGGAAACAGAUUAGAAUGCGAAGCCUCUUCGUCAAUGACUUCACAGAAUAACCAAGUUCACGACAAGUAUGAUAUUGCUAACUUUGUACAUAAACAGGUAGACGAUGAGACUAAACUACAAUUAGUCGAAAGAUUUUGGACUCCACCUAAGAAUUUUGUGUUUCCUUUAGAAAAACAAGGACAACAUCAACGAAAAUUUAAUACUGUGUGGCUGACGAAAUAUAAUUGGUUAACAUAUUCAAAAAUAGAAGAUGGGGCCUAUUGUAAAUACUGUGUUCUAUUUUCUUCAUCAUUUGCCGGUCAUAAUACUAGCCAGAUUCUUGGAGCUUUAGUAAAAGAGCCUUUUCGGGGAUGGAAAAAAGCAAUAGGAAAAUUUGAAGCUCAUGGAGGGGCACAAUAUCACAGGUUUUCAGUACUUCGCGCAGAUAAUUUAAAACAAAGUUUUUCCGGUUAUUCUAUAGGCAAGUUAUUAACCAAGUCAUCUGAAUUGAUAAUACAACAAAAUCGGCAGCGACUGACACCAAUUAUUAAAACAAUACUUUUUUGUGGAAGAAUGGGACUGCCAUUAAGAGGACAUAAAGAUUACGGAUCUUUGGACUUGCAUUCUGACCUAAACAGAAGCGAGGGUAACUUUCGUAAUAUAUUAAGGCUAAGAGCUGAAGCUGGAGACCAAGCCCUUUUGGAUCAUUUGAAUUUUUGUGGAGGCAAUGCCACAUAUCUGAGUUGGGACAUCCAAAAUCAAAUAUUGGAAAUAUGCAAUCGACUAGUUAUCCAAAAAAUCGUAGAAGAACUUAACGCCGCGAAAGCGUUCGUUAUAUUAGCCGAUGAAACAGCGGAUGUAUCAAAUAAAGAACAGUUAUCAAUAUGUGUUAGAUUUGUUGACAGGAAAGAUCAAAUUCAUGAAAAAUUUUUACAAUUCGUCGAAAUUACUUCUACUACUGGCGCUUAUAUAGCUGAGAAUAUUCUGGGAACUUUAGAUAAACUAGAAGUUAACUGUAAAUACCUUUGUGGACAGGGAUAUGACGGAGCAGCUGCUAUGUCCGGGAAUACUAAAGGCGUUCAAAAGUUAAUUUCAGAAAAAUUUCCUGCGGCUACGUAUGUACACUGCGCUUCACAUAAUUUAAACCUUUGUUUAUCUUCAGCAUCUAAUGUAACAGAAAUACGAAACUGCUUAGGAACAAUUGAAAAAGCAUAUUGCUUUUUUAACUCCCCCAAAAGGGAGAACGUUUUGCACCAAAAAAUUGAGUUAUUAUGCACGGAAACAAAAAAGCAUGGCUUAAAAAGAUUAUGUCCUACUCGAUGGGUAGCAAGGCAUGAUGCUGUUUUGAUAUUUGAAGAACUCUAUAAACCGCUGGUCGCAGCUUUGGAAGAAAUAGAACAAUGGCCAGAUCGUCCUACUUCAACUGAGGCAUCUGGAUUACUAGCCAGCAUCAAAACUUCUAAAUUUACCAUUGCAUUGAUGUGCUCAAAAAGAUUGUACGCUCAUACGCUACCUCUGAGUAAAAUACUGCAAACGAUUGACCUUAAUCUUUGUAAAGCGUUGGCUCUAGCAGAUGAUGUGGCAGAUCAACUUAAACAAAUACGAGGCCAGGCAGAUGAGCAUUUUAAAAAUAUUUUUAAAGAAGCUCAAGAUCUUCUUUCGGAGUUCGAUAUAGAAAUUAAGAUGCCCAGAGUACCAGCACGACAAACACAACGACUUGUUUUAAAUACCGAAUCUGCUUCUGAAUAUCUUAAAAUCGCCAUUUUUAUUCCGUUUUUAGAUGACUUGAUAGUAAAUCUCGAAGAAAGGUUCUUAAACCAUCGAAAAACAAUUCAAAAUUUUGAAUGUCUCUUUCCUUUUAAUAACCAGAACUUUAAAAGCCAAUAUAAAUGUUUUUUGGAACUCCACAGCUUUUACAAAAUGCAUGACUUUCUUGAAGGUUUUUGUAACGAAACUAUAUUAAAAGCUGAACUUGAGUUAUGGUACAAAAAAUGCGAAAAUAAGAACCUGAAGGAAGAUCUGGCCAAAGUUUAUUCUGAAUGUGAUUCCACUAUAUUUCCAAACAUAAAAAGACUCUUACAAAUUUUUUUAACUUUACCAAUUACAACUUCAACAUCCGAAAGAUCUUUCUCAAAUUUAAAAUAUUUGAAAAAUUAUUUGCGUAGCACUAUGCAAGAGGAUAGGCUAAAUGGUUUGGCAGUCCUUUACGCAAACCACGAUAUUGUCAUUACGGCAGAAGAAAUUUUGGACGAAAUGGCAAAAACAAAACGAAGAAUUUUGCUUUAG
Messenger RNA from Psylliodes chrysocephalus, 3586 nucleotides. Lineage: Eukaryota; Metazoa; Arthropoda; Insecta; Coleoptera; Chrysomelidae. The record is from the annotation of a GenBank genome assembly.